Messenger RNA from Gasterosteus aculeatus aculeatus (three-spined stickleback), 3402 nucleotides. It is a transcript of the gene cep126, whose product is annotated as centrosomal protein 126. Gene Ontology annotation, biological process: cytoplasmic microtubule organization; non-motile cilium assembly; mitotic spindle organization. The record is from RefSeq and is a predicted model, not a curated record. Gene Ontology annotation, cellular component: midbody; ciliary base; centrosome. NCBI's taxonomy places the organism in Eukaryota, Metazoa, Chordata, Actinopteri, Perciformes, Gasterosteidae.
AUCCAGCUAGCAUCCUCGCGGGGAGCUGGACCUGUGUGUCCGCCCGGUGUCAACCCGGAUCGGCAGCUUCGGAGGAUGCAAGAUGUUCAGGGCGCCUUCUUCUACCACUCAAAUCCCAGGCUGGGAACCAAUGGAGGCCUCGAAGAUGAGAGACAGCUUUUGGUUGAAGAGCAAAAGUUAUGCCGAUCCCGAGCUCGCAAGUUCUCCCUGGAAACCAACCGGCGCCGGAGGGCUCUGGAGCAAAGGCAGAAGCAGCGGGACGUGCAGGAGCAACAGCUGACCGAGAACAUCCUGCUGCAACGCAGGCAGCGAGUACAGGAUGCAACUGAGCGCUUCCAAAGGGCCCACUUGCCCCCCUCUCAGAGACGCAGGCAAUCUUUUAGAAGAAAUGUCCCGAAUAUCGAAGACGCGCUCAAUCAAAUUCAAGGCUCCUCGCCGUUCUCUUUCUUGUCGGGCAACUCUAACAUUAGCAGAAGCUGCACUCCGUGUCCCCGCCAGGCGCUCUCCGCUGUGGAGGCCUACACCAAACUGCUCCACGAGCAGAGCAGGACUUGCUUCAACAGCUGUCCACAAAGGGAAAAGACACACAAUCUCAGUCCUCAGGACAGCCAAGUGUCUGAUUGCAGCAAUUCUGAAAGCUUUUCAAGUAAGGACAGUUUAGAGAAUGAGAACCACAGCAUAAAACAUCUACAGUAUUCCAAUUCGCCGUUUGUGCUCGACUCAGAGAAGCCCCGUCCAGACCCGAGAAAGCAAAAUGAUUUAUGUCCAACAUCAGACCUAACUUCAUUCUCAUCCAUGAUACUUCUUGCUGAUAAAUUGCAUGAACCUGAGCAAAAGAAACGCACCAACUCCGAGGGGCCUGACAAUAAGCUGCAUGUGUCCGAAGCGUCGUGGGGGUUCACGCCUAAAACGCAGACUCUGCACAACUGCAACUUGUUCACUCUUUGUGAGGUUGCUACUGCAGGCCCAGAGCAGUUUGGGGUGAACUCACAAAACAGUCCCAGUGACAACGUCAUUGCAACAAACAGAGUUGCCCCCGGCAACACAACACUCGAUUCUUCAUGUCUUAGACAGGAGGCUCUGUUAGGACUCGGGCAGAACAACGUCCUCCACGACAGACAAUUAAAGCAUCCGUCAGCGACAGAAAUUCUUUUGCCUGCUCAAAAUGACAACAGCAAAGACAUUUUGUGUGGGCCGCCCCCGAAGCCCAAUAUUUUCCUGAACGUUAGCGCGACAGAUAAUGCAUCCCGAGAGACAACUCUUACAGAAAAAGACAAUCACAAUCUGUUACCGCAGAAAGAGCUGCGUGCUUCCGUGAACAACCUUAAUAAGGUUUCAAACUCACAGCCCAAAAGUGAGGAGCCUGUUGAUGCAGCAUCGCUGCAGCGCGCAUGCUUGUCAGACGUUCAGUCAGAUACUCUUACGGGCCUUGGGUGUCCUGAGGGGGAAGCUGAAAACGUGCCUGUUGCUGGGAGGACGUCUCGUUCCGUGCGAUUCAUUAAAGGAAUCCUCAAAAAGCCAUCCUGGUACAUGCCGGGGGAAACCACGAGUGGGUUUGCCCCAGGACAUUUGAUUUUUGCAAAACAAGUAGCCUUAGCCAUCAGGGACAGCGUUGAAUUGGCGAGGACAAAAAGUAAGGGAGUGGAGGGACACACCGCUGUGAAAAAGAAGCUGCGUUGGUUUGAUGAGGAGCAUGUGGAGAAAGAGGGCAAAGAGCAGAACACAAUGGAACAGAUGAAAGGAGCAUCUUCCAAUCACUCUUACUCAAAUAACUACUCAAAGGACCACCAGCUAAGUCUCACUACAGUCUCAGGGGCUACGAAGACCAUACCCGGCGUGACCCCUGCGGCCUCCACUGGUUAUCACUUUACAAAGCAAGCGUGGGCAGAUGUUGGGGUUCAAGUCAGCUUGCCUCAAGAGCAAGCGGAGGAGGUCAAGGUGCCGCGCUGCGGCACCAGGACCGCUGGCCCCAAGGUCCCCCAGAGAGAGCGCCCGGCCCGAGCUGGAGGGGGUCCCGUUUCCUCGCGGACUAGAAAGGGCACCGUCAUACGACCUCAGUCUGCCACCGAGGUGAGUCAGAUUGCCAGAACCCAGGGGGGGCUAAUGGUGCCCCGCCCACCCCCGAAGAUGGAAGGGGAACGGAGGGCGAGCCUCGCUAAGGCACCAUAUGGCGCAGAGCGUUGCAGUGUCAACCGUAAACACGCUGAGGCCGAGCAGGAGGCCGAAGGACCACCUCACACACGUGACGCCGUGAGAACAGAUAGCACUGUUAUGUACACACCGCUGCCACCCUCGCGCACCCACUCCGCCUCAAAGGGCAAGACGAAGGGCCCGCCCAGCUCAGGCCGUCAGCAAAGUCAGGGCUGCGGCCGCAGAAGGAGAGGGAUGGUGUGCAACGACAAAGGCCACUGUUUAGCUUGCACUCCCACGGAUGAGGAGAUCUCACAGCUCUGGCACGGUGUCCGCAGUGCCUUAGCCACCAAGGAGGCAAAAAACAUGCUUCAAAGACAGGCCCUGGACCUUGUUGUGAGGAAACUCUGCGUGGAGCAGAGCCGUCCGCCUCCCGGCUCGGGGAACAGGAGGGUUCCGUCGCCCUCUCAGCCAAAGGGACAGACUAUUCCAGUCGGACCAUUUUCCAGUACCUACAACAUGGCCUGUCCAUAUGAAGGUUUGGACAGUGCGGCCCAGUUACACCUGGCCGGAGGUCAUCCUGGAGGCCUGGUGGAGGAAUCGGACAUGGUUGCUGCCGUGGAAACAGCCCAAACACAGAGGCCUGGCACAGCGCAGCAGCGCAGCCGAAAGGAGGGACUCGCUGGAAUUUCCUUGGAAGAGCAGAACAUCCUCUUCUCUCUGGACAGACUCAACCAGCGACUGCACCGUGUGCGGGAGCACGUGGGGUCUGACGCCGGCUCGUGUGGUCUCGCACUUAUCGAUGCGCCCUGUACAGGGGAAGUGAGAGUCACAAACCAUCAGAAGCAUCGUGCAUCAAACAGCCGCUCUCGGUACCAGAAGAAACCCUGACUCUCGGCACGUGGUCCAGAGUGGUCGUCUGUCCCGUCCGUGCAUUGCAGCUGUCGGACUGGGAUCACAACCACUUCAUCGCCCAGUAAAAUGAGUCUAGUCCCCUUUAGAGCUACGAAUGUCCUAAUGGACGAUAUAAGAUCUAAGAGAUCGGCAGCACUGAACUGUGGAGGCAAUAAAACCUCUCAGCAGAAUUGGACCAAACAUCAUUUUUUAGUUGCUGUUAAAAGUUGUUUGGUAUGUUUUUGCAAUCUGCCUUGACAAGAUCACAUUGUUAUAAAAUAGAUAUGUGUGCCUUUAAAAAAUGAUACUGGCUUCCAUUGUUUUUAAUAAUUCACCUAUGAAAAAUAAAUGCCUUCUUACAAUUCUAUACAAAACUUA